AUGGUGCUCUGGACGACAAUUUCACUGGCAGUGUGGGCUCCAUUUGUCACGGCCCAGUUUGUGCCUGCACCAACUGACCUGAUCACGAAGAAGGGACAUGCCGGUGUUAAUGUUCGAUAUAAGGAGGUGCCUGCCGGAAUCUGUGAACAGGAUCCUAAUGUGAAGAGUUAUUCUGGUUAUGCUGAUGUUGGCGAGGACCAGCACAUCUUCUGGUGGUUUUUCGAGGCUAGAAAUGGCGAUCCGAAAGAUGCGCCACUGACAGUCUGGAUCAAUGGAAGGCCAGGCUCAUCUUCGAUGAUUGGCUUGUUCCAGGAACUUGGCCCUUGUGGAGUUGACCAUGAUGGUAAUGUAUACAACAACCCUUAUUCAUGGAGCAACGUGAGCAAUAUGCUCUUUGUUGACCAGCCUGCGACGGUUGGAUUAUCGUAUUCAGUGCCCAUCCCAGGUUACGAGGAUGAUGACGGAAACAUUAUCCAACUGCCCAGCGAGGAAUGCCCUGACUAUGCCCAGAAGCACGAAACAUGUGGCACGUACUCUAAGCCGGACAUUGCGCUAGUUCCCAAUACAACCGCCAGCGCAGCUCCAAACAUGAAUGGCUUCAAUUUCGCCACAGAGAGCUAUGGCGGUCACUAUGGUCCUAUCUUCAAUGAGUAUUUCGUGGAGCAGAACAAGAAAAGGAUUCACAAUGCUGUCAAAAUUGAUCUUGAGAACAUUCUUAUUGGAAACGGAUGGUUUGAUCCACUGAUCCAGUACCAAUCAUACUACAACUUCUCCAUCUUCCCAGGGAACUCAUAUGAUUACAAUCCAUACAACGACUCCGUCAAAGCAGAAUGGUAUAACAACCUCUACGGAGAAGGAAACUGCCUUGAUCAAACCCAGGAGUGCUAUACCACUGGCCGAAACGACAUCUGCUUCGCGGCCGACAAUUUUUGCGCUUCAAAAGUCGAAUCACUUUACGGUAUCUAUUCCGGACGAGAUGAGUACGAUGUGCGCGAAUUGACACCCGACCCCUUCCCAUACACCUUCUAUGUGGAUUAUCUCAACACUCCCAAAGUACAAGCUGCUAUCGGCGCGUAUCAAAACUUCUCGGAAUACUCUAUAACUGUGGGCAACGCCUUUUGGAACACAGGUGAUGAUGAUCGUGAGUCCGGAACCAUCGAGGCCGUGAGGAAGUUGCUGGAUGCUGGUGUACAGGUUUCUCUUUAUUUCGGAGAUGCUGACUACAACUGCAACUGGCUUGGGGGGCAAGUCGUCGCGGAGGAGAUCAACGCCCGAGGCUACGAGCAUGCUGGAUUUGUCAACAUCACCUCCUCGGACGGUAUUGUUCAUGGACAAGUUCGUCAAAGCGACUUGUUUAGCUUUGUGCGUGUCUACGAGUCCGGUCACGAAGUGCCUUUCUACCAGCCCUUGGUGUCGCUAGAAAUGUUCGAGAGAAUUCUGCUGAGAAAGGACAUCGCGACUGGCAAAAAACAUGUGAGGCCACACGGUGGAUAUCGGACGGUAGGAACUCCCACAAGUGACUACCGAGAGGGCAAUAGUACAAUUGUUCUCACGAUCCUGGAUGACAAUGCUACCUACAACACCACCCUUAAUGGACCUAACCCGUCUAGUUCAACCAAGUUGCGAAGACAGGGUAUGUGA
Molecule: messenger RNA, 1641 nt
Organism: Penicillium paradoxum
Lineage: Eukaryota; Fungi; Ascomycota; Eurotiomycetes; Eurotiales; Aspergillaceae
Product: Peptidase S10 serine carboxypeptidase
Exons: 7
Coding region: 1-1641 (546 amino acids)
Biological process (GO): proteolysis
Cellular component (GO): fungal-type vacuole
Molecular function (GO): serine-type carboxypeptidase activity
Source: RefSeq, a predicted model, not a curated record